Molecule: messenger RNA, 351 nt
Organism: Marchantia polymorpha subsp. ruderalis
Lineage: Eukaryota; Viridiplantae; Streptophyta; Marchantiopsida; Marchantiales; Marchantiaceae
Source: the annotation of a GenBank genome assembly
AUGCUGGACGUCUCGAUCACGUUGUCACCCGCAACUCGUGAGAUUGGAGCAAAAGGAAUCUAUCGUCUCGAGAUUGAAUGCGACUUUCGUCGAGUGGGACGAGACUGGCUCUGCAACCUCAUCCUCAAGCUCCGCACUGUCCUUCGGUGCGCUGGCAUCCACGACCUGCCUCGCACGCAUGGUGCCUUCGAUUUGUCCGUCCUUGGAGAUAUUACCAGCCUCACCCUAUUCCCUAAAUCCUGCGGCGGUGGUGGAGUCGACGACGAUGAGCACGGCACGAUGCCACGUGGCAAUAUCUUCCGUAGGGCAGGACGGAAGGCCCCAAGGUUACACACACGUCCACUGCAGUAA